Messenger RNA from Neltuma alba, 2044 nucleotides. Its product is annotated as cyclin-A1-1-like. Gene Ontology annotation, biological process: mitotic cell cycle phase transition. Bases 277 to 1920 code for a protein of 547 amino acids. The record is from RefSeq and is a predicted model, not a curated record. The transcript has 9 exons. Lineage: Eukaryota; Viridiplantae; Streptophyta; Magnoliopsida; Fabales; Fabaceae. Gene Ontology annotation, molecular function: cyclin-dependent protein serine/threonine kinase regulator activity.
UUCUCCGCAACAAUUUCAAACGAUCUUUCAAAGCAUAAAGACUCUCUCUUUAUGGCUCUAUCUAUAUCACUCGCCUGAAACCUCUCUUUCGACUUUCUUUCUUUCCUCUCAUUCUCUCCCCAUUUUCCCUUUUCUUGCUCUGCGAACCUGGGGCUGAGAUUGCCUUCUUGUAGAGUCAAGAAAGAAGUCUACAAGAAAGCAAAGAGAAACGCAAAGAAAGAGUCAUUUUGAAUUCGCGUUCAAAAACCGCUACUAGGCUUGAAUUUUUAACGCACAAUGUCAAACCAGAAUCGUCGUCCCUCGUUUUCGUCCUCGACAACAUCGUCGUUGGCGAAACGGCAUGCGUCGUCGUCGUCGGAGAUUGUGGGGAAGCUCACGGCCCUGCCUCCACACAUGGCCAAGAAGCGAGCGCCUCUCGCUAACGUGACCAAUCUAAAGAAUGUGUCUCACACUGCUUCCCGGAACCCUCUCCCAUCAUCAACUCUGGUACCUGGUGCAACUAAAAUCGCUAAGACAAACAGGGAAUCCACCUCGUCAAAUGUUAAAUCAAGUGCAGUUGUUUUCCCCAAGGCUAGUCCAUUUGCACAAAAAGAUGAAGCUGCUCCUACAAUUGCAGCUCUCACCGCUCCAGUUGCUGCCAAUUUGGAUGCAAAAUCAAGUGCCACUGAUUUUCCUAAGGUUGCUUCUUCUCUACAAAAAUCUGAAGCCGCUCCCGCAGUUUGUAAUUCCACCGUCCCUCUUACUAGCAGCAUGGAUGUUUCUCCUAGUAAAUCAGAUGGGAUGUCAGUCUCUAUGGAUGAGACUAUGUCUACUUGCGAUUCUUUCAACAGUCCUGAAGUUGAAUAUAUGGACAGCAACGAUGUUUCCGCUGUUGACUCUAUUGGUAGAAAGACAUUGAGCAUUCUGAACAUUUCUGAUAAUACAGAUGGAACAACAGGCAACAUUUGUAACAGAGACAUACUUGUUGAGUUGGAGAGAGAAGACAAAAUUGCCAAUAUCGAUAACAAAUACAUGGAUCCACAGCUGUGUGCGACCUUCGCUUGUGACAUCUACAAGCAUCUGCGUGCAUCUGAGGCAAAGAAAAGGCCUUCCGCAGAUUACAUGGAGAGAGUUCAAAAGGACAUAAAUCCCAGCAUGCGUGCUAUAUUGAUUGACUGGCUUGUUGAGGUGGCUGAAGAGUAUCGACUCGUGCCUGAUACAUUGUAUUUGACAGUGAACUACAUAGAUCGGUAUCUUUCAGGGAAUGCUAUGAACAGGCAAAAACUUCAAUUACUCGGAGUUUCCUGCAUGAUGAUUGCCUCCAAGUAUGAGGAGAUUUGCGCGCCUCAGGUCGAAGAAUUUUGUUACAUAACUGAUAACACAUACUUCAAGGAGGAGGUUUUGCAGAUGGAAUCUGCGGUGUUGAAUUUUCUGAAGUUCGAAAUGACGGCCCCAACAAUUAAAUGUUUCUUGAGACGAUUCGUUCGCGCAGCUCAGGGAGUGAAUGAGGUACAAUGCUGCCUGUCUCUUAAAACAUCUCAAUUUCUUAGAAUUACUAGCAUUCUUAUGAUGGAUUUUUUGUGGAUUUCUCAGGUCCCAUCAUUGCAAUUAGAAUGCUUGGCCAACUACAUCGCCGAACUGUCUCUCUUGGAGUACAGCAUGCUUUGCUAUGCCCCUUCACUUACAGCUGCUUCUGCAAUUUUCCUCGCCAAGUAUCUACUCUUCCCUUCAACCAAGCCCUGGAACUCUACAUUGCAACACUAUACGCUUUACCAGCCUUGUGAUUUGUGCGACUGCGUCAGGGAUCUCCAUCGUCUCUGUUGUAACACCCACAGUUCUAAUUUACCCGCAAUCCGAGAGAAAUACAGUCAGCACAAGUACAAAUACGUGGCUAAGAAGUACAUUCGUCCGUCAAUACCUCAAGAAUUUUUCCAGAAUUGAGCAGAGAGGAAUCCGCCGUUAAUUGUCCAAUUCUCGGUUGGAUUGGCUUAGUAGCUUAACAUGACUAGACUAAGCGUCAGCGUAGGAUUCUUCUUUCUUUCUCCCGUCUACCCUGUAUAAUCAA